AUGCCAACCGAUCAACCUGAAGAAGAGUGGCAUAUGGACUUUAUGCCAACAGGCUACCUUCCUGAUAGCGUCUACCGAGAGCUAGCGUGGUACGGCAUACUCCAGAUUCAGCCUCUUCAUCACAGUACGAAACAUAAAGUUGCUGCUCAAUUGAUUUGGCAACAUACACUCGGCAGACCACACGUUAUUAUGGAAAAUCCUCCUCAAUCAUUGCAAUCUGAAGGUAAAGUAAGCCGUCAAAUCCUUGCUGAAGAGGCAGCGAAGUGGUCUCGGGAGCAAAGAGCUGCACAAGAAGUGCUUAUGGAGAAUAUCAAGAGUGGCGGGAAUGGACUCACAGUUCGUACUGUUAUUAGUGCUUCUAAAAAAACCACUUAUAUCAUACAGAAUGGUAAUUACUACAAAUGCCCAGAAGGAUCUGAACCUGAUUUGGAUGCUUAUCGAGUCCAGGCGAAUAUGCAUGAAAGAAAAUGUACUUAUUCUAAACAAUCAAUUCCCGUAUCAGUCGAUCCAUGCAUAGAAGCAGAGGUUGCGCCCAUAGAGUAUUCCUUUCACGAAGGUUGGAUGUUUUGUCUUGGAAAUGGGGAAAGGGAAAAUAAUUAUUUCCAAAACGGCACAAUAGAUUGUGGAAAUAAAACAAAAGUGUCAGUCGACGAAUUUUUAAAUAUAUGUGCGAUUGAUAAUAAUGUUGUUAUUACCUUCGAUUACUUUGGCGACGAGCCACGUAAAGAUAUGAUGCACAAUGCCACCCUGUGUACAACUUGGGAUCCAUGCCGUUUAUCAUACUUAUAUAGGCUUGAGCCACCACCAGUGGAGCUGACGCCUGCUUUCCCAACAUCUACACCGAAUCCAUGCGACACAACCAUUUGUCCCGAGUGUGUUGAAGGAUUUACAGAGGACAGUGGAGUUCCAAUUGACAUUGCAUCCGGCGAAGUUUAA
Molecule: messenger RNA, 936 nt
Organism: Pieris macdunnoughi
Lineage: Eukaryota; Metazoa; Arthropoda; Insecta; Lepidoptera; Pieridae
Source: the annotation of a GenBank genome assembly